UGUGUUCUUAUUCAUAUUAGCAACUUUUGCCUUUACAUAUAUCGCUUCACGCUUCAAUAUGAAUUAAAAAGGGAAAAACUGUGCAGUUCUAUAUACUCAUAGAUAUAUAUAUAUAUAAAGUGUGGAGCCAUGGGCUGCGCCAGCAGCACUCCAAUGGUUGCCACAGCGGGCAGCGAAAUGCUAAAAGCAGCCACACAUGUGGCAGGCGAUGUCAAAAAGCAAGGCGAAGCGGCUGUUGAAGAUGCCACACAGGCCAUAAGCUCGACCAUGGACUCGGCCAAGGAAACCGUUAGCACUGCAGUGGCGGGCAUUACCAAUGAGCUGGGCAGUGCGUUCAAGGAGGGCAGCGAAGCGCUGGACGAGGCCAAGCACAAGGUAAUGGAGGGCUUGCAUCUGGAGAGCAAGCCGAACGCUGAGCCAACGGAGACAAGCACAUCGAGAGCGCCGACGCCUGCUCUGGAGCCAGACGGCGAUAGUCUGAAGACCUCAACGCCGGAGCCCGAGAUCGAACAGGCAUUGGCCAAUGCUGUUGCCAAUGAGGAGGAGGCGCCGCCCACGCCCAAGCCAUCGCUGCAGGAGCUGGCCGAGCUGAGCGCCCAAGUGAGCGAGGCGAGUGUCGUAACAGUGGUGGCAGCUACAGUGGUGGCAGAGACAACUGUGCCGCCGGACGCUGCAGAGACGAAGGCAACCACAACACUCACACACUCACACACACACUGCAAAAGUCGUUGGCAGCGUAAGGUAGAGUUCGAGCUGGAGGAACAACGUCGCCCCAACACCACCGAAUGGGAAAAGCUGGCCGAUCUGCUGGCCAAGGGUCAUAGAUUUCGGCCCUAUGAGAGCUUUGCCCGCAAUCAAAAUCAAUUUUCCGUCUACAAGGACUACACGAGCCUAAGGGACAAGCCCGGCCAUUACGAUGGACACUUUAGCGAUGGCAAUUCGCUGUCGAGCACCUCGCAGUCCCAGUCGGACCUCUCCAGCGGCCACUUGACACCUGCCCCGCCCACGCGUAAAGGUCAGCGCGAUUACGCCAAGUUCGUGGGCUCUGAGCAGCCGGCGAGUGUUUCGCGUGCCAGUUCCAGGCUCUCGAAUGCGGGCGCCACCAGCACGAGAAGCUUUGACUAUAAUCCACAGCGUGAACGAAUCAGUCUUCCAAUUGGCACGCGAGUCGCCAGUCGCUCCCUUUGGGCCAGAAAUCAGCCCGACGUGCUGCCCGAAGAGCCGGGCAGCUACACUCCGGCAAGGCGCAGCAGCUUAGUCACAGGACUGCGCCCAAUCGGAGAUGUACAACAAAUGCCAAUGACUAGAUCUACCUCAAAUCUGCAAAUGACGAGAAAGCAGAGGGAAGAGCAAAAUGAGUCGAGGCCAAGCAGCCGAAGACACUCAGAAGUGGGCUCAGUGAGACCCAAAGAGAGCGCAGCCCCAACACAGCCAGCCUUAAGAUCGAAGGGUAUUCCACAGCCUGCUAAAGAGGCGAAGCAGCGUGUCAAACCGUCAACUGAGCCCAAGUCUCAGCUAGGUGCGACCUUCAAGUCCAUGCUGGACUCAUCGCGAGACAUCAGCUCGGCACUGCUGUUGGCCACGCCCUUGACCGUUACCUCACUGCUGCACAGCCCUACAGCUGUCAGCAGCAACAAAAUGCCAACGCCCACUGUGGCACGUGCCGCUACUUUUGUGGUGGAGCCAAGACAAACGCAAGCUGUCACGCAUGCCACACAUGCCACGCCCAUACGACCGGCAACAGGGCAAUUAGCAACAAUGGCAACUGCUUCCUUUAUCACAGAUGCCAUUGAAUCAGAGGAGCGUGCACGCAUCCUGCCCAAGUCGAGCAUGCCCAGAAAAGGAUUACCUCAACAAGCGAACUCCGUGCCACUCACGUCCCCUCAACGAACUCAGCCAAAUGUUGUCUCAACUGUUACCAAAUCUCCGUCCAUGUCGCGUGCCUCGUCACGUCUCUCCUCCAACAGCAGCACGGAGGUAGUCGUACGACCUCUGAGUCAUCUGAAUACGCCCAGCGCUGUUUCCCUGUCGCCUGAUGUCGUUGUCACGGAAUACGAUGACAGCGACCUGGAGGCAGCCUUGGCGAAGCUGGCCGAGAGGCGUCUCUCGACUACAGCCUCCUUGCCCUCUCAGCGCUCGGCUACACGUAAUUCGAAUACCUCAGCGGUGCGAGACUCGCGACGCACUUCACCCUGGCUGAGGCGAAAUAUGGACCACUAUAACAGCCAGGAGCCGAAGCCUCUAACAAGUUGUGGCGCUUUGGGUCUGUGCUCGUCUGCUCAAGGCAGCCAGCACCUGCUCGAGCGUUGUGAAGUCUGUUGUAAGGAAUUUGUGAUGAAUUAG
Molecule: messenger RNA, 2343 nt
Organism: Drosophila hydei
Lineage: Eukaryota; Metazoa; Arthropoda; Insecta; Diptera; Drosophilidae
Exons: 3
Coding region: 130-2343 (737 amino acids)
Source: RefSeq, a predicted model, not a curated record